AUGAGGUCAAACUCGGUGUCGCAUUCCAACACUAAGAAUUGCAACAAUAACAGUAAUAAGAGCAAAGCAGCAGGAGUAAACGACGCAAGUUUCGACCAUACUUUUAAUCCGGUGUUUUUCGAAAGAUGUUUUAGUCAGAUUGAAACAACUCCGUCAGAGCGCAAAUGUUCGUCCAAAGUGAUUACCGAAUCUGACGAGAAGCAAAUACACCCUAUCGGUUUGGAAUCUAUUGAACGCGACAGUGGUUCAUUACAACUCUCAAAUACAAUAUUUUAUGGUUCCGGUACUAAGCUAGAGGGUGACAGCAAUAGCGGAAUCAUGGAUAUGGAUCGUCUUUUGCAGAGAACAAUGAUUUUAUCAACGGAUGCCGAUUUCACAGCAAAUAGGAUUUUGCAACGUGUCCCGAUGAAUUUAAUGAACGGGUCUACCCAAGAACUAGCGUCAACUAGCACAACCGAAGAUAUGCCCGGAUCUUCGUCAUCUGCAUCAGUAUUCCCAGCCACCACACUAACGGCUCGCAACAGUUCUAAAACAUUAAAAUGUCCGAAAUGCAACUGGCAUUACAAAUACCAAGAAACACUGGAGAUUCAUAUGAAGGAAAAGCAUGCGGGUCAUGAGGUAAAGUGCAUUUUCUGCUUGCAUAAUCGACCGCAUCCUCGAUUAGCCCGUGGUGAAAGCUAUUCAUGCGGCUACAAACCAUAUCGUUGUGAAAUAUGCAAGUAUAGUACUACAACAAAGGGUAAUUUGAGCAUACACAUGCAAAGUGAUAAGCACUUACACGCGGUGCAGGAAAUACCACCAGUCACAGGUAAUGCGAUUGCAAUUUCAAGCGGUGAUCUGAAUGCAAAAAAUUUACUUCAAUGCAUGAUUUGUUCCACAUAUUCAACUGAUAAUAUUUCCAAAAUGAUCGAGCAUAUUGAGAAAGACCGAAGUCAUCCAGUGAUUGGAGAUAUCUCAGUGAUACAAGGUGUUUAUCACUGUAACCUGUGUCCGUAUAGUACCAGCCUGAAAGCAAAUUUCCAGUUACAUACAAGAACCGACAAACAUGUGCAGCGAACACAGAUGAUGAAUCAUAUGCGUGAGGGUGGCACCGCUGGAAUAUCAUUAUCAGCGUCAGCAGCACUGUGUCGAAUUAGUUCCGCUAAAAGUGCUGUACAAGUUCGUUGUCGCGCAUGUCAAGAAAUCUUAUCAUGUCCAUUGGCACUACGUGAACAUUGUGAGAGCCGAGCACACUCUGUCCGAAUAGCGCAGCUUGCAUCGAUGUCCACUGAAACUGGAUGCGCCCCGGAUGGUAGUUCUGCACCAAUGGCUGCGAUAUCGAUGUCACCCAGUCCAGAAACUGUUCUUGAGUGUCGACAUUGUUCUUUUGAGACAACUAAUGCUGCAGGUGCUAUCAAACAUAUGCAGCAACACCCACCAAAUGUGGAAAAUACUGGAACAGAACAAGAAGGUUUAAAUCUGGAGACUAGUUGCGGAGAACUAGACGAGGAUGAAAUUAAGAACUGCGCAGCAGAAAAUUUUAAUAUGAAUGAAGCCGCAUAUUGCUGUUCGCAUUGCAACUUUAUUACCAAAACGAAAACAGAAUUUAGCGAGCACAGAAAAGUGGUACAUUCAACAAAGACCGAUGGUGAGCCAGCGAUGGCUGAACUGUGUCCUCUCUGUCCAUGUAAAUGUAUUGAAUUGCGUACACACCUUGCUGAGGAGCAUAAAAUAGCGGAAGAAGCAAUUGAGCGGCUGCUUUUGAAUACCGCGUCAUCAAGUCUGCUCAACGAUUCAGCAUCUGAUAAGAGUUUGAAAAAGAAAACGGAUCGGCAAAUUUACCGUUACCAUUGCUCACAGUGCUCGUUGGCAUUUCGUACCGAACAACGUCUUGCCAGUCACGCUUUGCACCACACAUUCCGGUCUAGUAGCCGUUGUACCAAAUGUGAUCAAAGCUUCCGCUCUCAUGAACUACUGAAAAGACACAAUGCUCAGGAACACACCAAUGGUAAAACUUAUAAUUCACCGACCACAAGCUUGUGUCAUUCCCAGUUAGUGGAAGCAGCAAUCGAUGAUAAAACGGAGACUGAUCAAGUUAAUCCACUAAGACCUUUCAAGUGUGAACUAUGCAAGGAGAAUUUUGAACAAAAGCAUCAACUGUUGAUGCAUUAUAACUCAGUAACACAUCUUCAUAAAGCUAAAAAAAUGCUCGAGGAACAGUCGAAUAGCUUUCAACCUAGUGCACAGAUUUUGGCAGCACUACAAGCGUCAACAAGUUCUCAAUCGUCACAUGGAAGCUCAAAACCAUUCAAAUGUAAUCUAUGCAAAUUGGGUUAUGGACUUGGUUCUACUUUAGAUAUACAUAUAAGAUCUGUUGCACAUCAGUCGCGCUUAACGAAAAUAGCUGAGCUCCUAGCACAAGGUGAAAUUGAUGGCUGCAAAUCGAUCAUAGAACAACCAGGCGGGCCAACACAAACAGCAUUAGCUGAAUUAGCUACCAAACAUGAUUCUACCACUGAUCCAGUGCAGAAUGGGUUGGAGCAACAGCAACAGCAGCAGCAGUCAACCUUGGCGAUGAUCAACAUGCUGAAUAUGGCGCAACUUUUGUCGAUAGCAUCCGCUGGUCAAGCCGCCCUGCCGAAUGAUAUUCCAGCAGCGACGACUUCGCAAGCUCAUUCAGCAUUAGCGACCAUAGCCGCUGGAUUUCCGCCUAUUAUCACCCCAUUUGGAACUUUGAAACAAUUACCAGCUUCAAUCGACGGUGCUACUGCCGAUUUUGCCACAAAAACAACUAGUGAACAAUCCAUCAUAUCCAUCGAUGAUGAGCGAACUCCUCGUACCGGCUCUGCUUUUCGCAAGAUGCUUGAAACCUAUGGUUUCGAUGUAGUGAUGCAGUAUAAUGAAGAUCUAGAGCAGCCGCGGCGCAAAUUGGACACAUUGCCGGAUGAAACAAUUCCGGAUUUAAAUCGCGCUGAAUGCACAAAGUGCAACAAAAUGUUUAGCAGUAUCUGGGUACUUAAGGCUCAUUAUGAAGAGAUGCAUGAAAAUACCGUACCGGUGACAGAGAUUGAGAAAUUUGCCAAACGAUUGCAUGAAGCGUUGGAUGAGAGCGAAGAAAAGGAGAACGACGAGAGUGAUUUGAGCGUUGAGCAGCAGAAUACCGUGGUACCUAUCACGACACCAGUAGUUGCAGUAUCUGGGACUAAAAAAAGAACUCUGGGAAGGGAUGAACUACCACUGAGCAGUAGUCAUGACGCUGAAUUAAACACCGACCAUGGAUAUUUAUUCAGUCAAGCUACAACGGCUUCAGCGACAGCUGACGAUGAUAAGUACAUACUCGAAACGAAGAAGUUGAAAGAGGACACGCGAUCUAGUUCAGCCGGUGCUACACCUCGGCCGUCGACAUCCAAGGAUUCAUCAGAUUUGAACAGUCAGUUGGCGAUGAUGAGUAUGCUCGGAUUUCCAUUUAUACCAAAUCCUUUCAUGCCGCUGAUGCCGCCUGAUUUUUUUACAAAUCCACUUUUUUCCGUAUCACCGAGUGCCGCUACAACUGCAUCGCAUGCGUUCCCUAAUGCAUCACCAGCUAAAAGAGCUCGGACGCGGAUUACCGAUGACCAACUGAAAAUUUUGCGGCAGUAUUUUGACAUCAAUAAUUCACCUAGUGAACAACAAAUCAAGGAAAUGUCUCUAAAGGCGCAACUUCCAGAAAAAGUUAUAAAACACUGGUUUCGCAAUACAUUAUUCAAGGAACGACAGCGUGACAAAGAUUCUCCGUAUAAUUUCAACAUUCCGCCACAAAUGAGCAUUGAUUUGGACACUUACGAAAAAACCGGCGAAACAAAAAUAACUACUCUUAAAAUUGAGACAGAAGAAGAAUCGAAACCACAAUUGUUGCAAACAUCCGAGAAUCCGGUAAAUAUAAGUGGUGUAGGAGGUGUAGGAAAUGCAAUAUCUUCUACAAAUGUUCAAACCGCUCAAAUUCAUUCAUCGUCAGCAGCAUGCAAUAAUCCCUUCGCCACUUUCUUGCAUGAUGACAAAAACAUUUCGUCUAUAUUAUCAAAUUUACCAUCUGCGAAUUCGGUAACUGGGCGUCGUGCCAAUCGAACUCGUUUUACGGAUUACCAGUUGCGGACAUUACAGCAGUUUUUUGAUAAGCAAGCUUAUCCGAAAGAUGAUGACUUGGAAGUUUUGUCGAAAAAACUUCAGCUUAGUCCACGAGUUAUUGUUGUUUGGUUCCAGAAUGCUCGACAGAAGGCUCGGAAAAUAUACGAAAAUCAACCAACGUCAAGCAAUGACGAUCGUUUUAUGAAAACACCAGGAAGUAAUUUUCAGUGUAAACGAUGUCAGUUAGUAUUUCAGCGAUAUUAUGAACUGAUACAACAUCAGCAGAAAUUGUGCUACAAGGAUGAUUGCGUGGCGCAACAAAAAGACAAUAAAGGAAUUACGUUGGAAUGUUUGUCUUUAUUACUGCAGGCCGUUGAAGAGAAUUUAAGUGAAGAUGAGAAGACCAACCUGGAAAAUCUACGUGAAGCGCGGUUGAGUACCACAUCAGUUGCAACAACUAGUCAUGCAACUACUUUAGGUGGAGCAUUAGCUCAGCUUAUCGGUACUACAUCAUCGGCAACUGCUGUUGAUAGCAGUCAAACAGAAUUUUUGAAAAUUCAAGCACCAACCAAGCCGCAGGAUCCAUCCAUGAAGCUAAAGGUAAGGGAUAAGCAAAAAGCGAUAUUCCAUAAGCGCUGUCCUUUCUGUUGCUUAUUAUUCCACUCGCGAGAUUCACUUAUUGUCCAUAUUACGAAUCGUCAUCCAGAGCAAGCUAACAGUACAUCAAUUGAUGUCGACUUAUUACCGGAUGCUGAAGAUGUACCAACAAUCACAGCGUUGGCAAAUGAUGACUUACUGGGAGACGUGUCAAGAACAAAUGGUUCUUCGAAAAAGUCGGAACUUUCACCACUCGACCUCAGUUGUACCACAAAUGGAGAUGGACGGGAAGAUUCAGUAUCGAUAUCUCCUUCAUUUGUGCAUUCGGAUAACGACGAUAAUAACAGUGAUAAUAUGGAUAUCAGCGAACGCUAUAACAGUGCAUCACCAAGUGCGACUGGAGUUGGCUGUUUUGGGGCUCAAAGAAGUCCUGCUAGCUCCAAGCGAUACCGAACUCAUUUGACACCAUUGCAAGUUCAUGUGAUGAAAAGCAUAUUCAUGAGCUAUAAAACUCCAUCAAUGAAUGAAUGUGAUUUGUUGGGAGCCGAAAUUGGUCUUCAUAAGCGAGUUGUACAAGUAUGGUUUCAAAAUGCUCGAGCAAAAGAACGAAAAUCGCGAUCACAGAGUGGUGAUGAAGAAUUACUUCGCUGCGCAUCGACGCGCUGUGCAAUGUGUGGUGUUAGCUACGAUCAUCGUAUUUCCUUGCAUGAUCACAUAUUUAGCACUGACCACAUUAAUCGUGUCAAGAAACUUCUCCAGACAGAUAAUGUCCAAGCAGAGGGAACAAUCGAUUUGAACGCUUCACUAGAAACGAUUGAUAAAGAAGACAUCCAGCGAACAAGAAUGAAAGCUAUACGAGAUCGACGAACAAUGAAACAACCUGGUGUAUCGACUUCAAGCCCUGGCAGUAAUGCAAUGCCGCCUUUCCCUUACAAUUUCUUAUAUAGUAUUCGAUCGGGCUUGGCGCCAAUAAUGUAUGAUCCAAAUCUAAUGGGUACACCGAUACCGAUGCUCCAAAUUCCUGAAAGCGUUAUGGCGCAGAUUACGACAGAUAUGAGUUCCGGUCGUGAAUCAUCGAAAUUUACACAAGAUGGCAAAACUUUUCAACAACUGGUUGCUAUACUUCCAUUACGUGAUUUUCAAUGUGCUGGCAGUACUGAUAGUGAGGUUGGCUGGGCAUGUCCUCAAUGUACUAAUGUGUUUCAACAGGAACAGCUGUUGAAAAAUCAUCAGCGACUGAUAUGUCAAGGUUGUGAUUCAGUGUUUAAAUUGGUGCAAACCCAUUACCAGUGUCGAGCUUGUAAUGCAAAAUUUGGUGCACAGACCGAAUUUCGAGUUCACUGUGAUACACUGGAACAUCAGGCUGCACGUGAAGUAUUUCUCGGUAGAACAGCUUAA
This is a messenger RNA of Brugia malayi, 6078 nucleotides long. RefSeq lists its product as uncharacterized. Gene Ontology annotation, cellular component: nucleus. The transcript has 38 exons. Lineage: Eukaryota; Metazoa; Nematoda; Chromadorea; Rhabditida; Onchocercidae. The record is from RefSeq and is a predicted model, not a curated record. Gene Ontology annotation, biological process: regulation of transcription by RNA polymerase II. The coding region runs from base 1 to 6078 and encodes 2025 amino acids. Gene Ontology annotation, molecular function: DNA-binding transcription factor activity, RNA polymerase II-specific; RNA polymerase II cis-regulatory region sequence-specific DNA binding; zinc ion binding.